CAUAGAGCACCGCGGGAAAGCAUUUGACAGGAAGUUCACGCCUCCUUACGUACCAAUGUUGCUUGUUGGGCUAGAGAUGACGUCGAACCUUGGACCUCUGGGUUCUGAACCAGAACUCUAAGCACUGCGCUACGGUUGCUCAAAUGUCAUGACUUUUUAUAGCAGCGUAAAAGAGAAGUAUGAUAUAAAUUGUUUGUGGCAAGAAAAAUUCAAAUAUGAUUUCAAUGUAUUGAUUGCUGAUACUGUUUUUAAAGAGAAAACUAUUUGUAUUAUUACUGGUUGUGACAAUGGAAUUGUUAGAGUGCACAGACCUUUGAAUGAAGAUAACAUACUGCAUGGAUUUGAUAAGGAAGGUCAGUGUUUUGAGACCAAAGGUGGACCUAUUCAAACCUUAUUAUCAGCUAAUGUGACUAGAUUUAACUUUAAUGAUGUCUUAGUUUGUGAUACAAAUGGAGUGUUUACAAUAAUGACCAAUGGCCAGAUUCUUAACAGAAGGUCAAUAUGUUUAUCCAAGAUUACCACACAAAUUUUACUUCGGGAUUCAGCUGAUAGUAUUUCGAUUGUGACAGGUUCGAGUUGCGGAACAUUAUUAGCUGUGAGUCCUUAUGAAAUAAUUUGGAAAUGUAGAGUUCCUGAACUUUUGAAGCAUGAAUCACAAAGAACAACAACUUCAAUCACUUGUCUUCAUUGUUUAAGCAUCAACUCAUCAACAUGCGAGACAAACUAUAUUUUAGUAGCAGAUUCGAACAAUUGCGUUCAUCUAUUUCUUAAUAGUUGUCUUAUAGCUACAUUUAACGUCCUUUCACAAGUAACUAGCAUGUGUUCAGGGAUUUUUCUUACUGAAUCUGAAAACACGAAAGUGCAAAAACAUAUUUCAGGAAAUCAAGUUGCCAUGGCCACUUUAUCUGGAUCUAUAUAUGUCUUGUCGAACAUGAAUGUUUUGUCAUAUUGCAAUCUUUCAUUUCCUAUUACUAACAUCCGCACUUUGAUUGCAACAGGCGCAGAUGAAGUAGACGCUAUUUUGUGUGCGGGACAUUUUAAUAGCUUGCGUAUAGUUCAAAAUGGUGUUUGUGUAACAACGUUCAACACAAGUGAUUGGGUUCAUGUAUUUGCAGUUCUCAAAGGCGCUGGCGAGUCAAAUUUAUUAGUUCUAGGGUGUUUAGAUCGAACGAUACGACUUGUCAAAAUUGUUAAAAACCGUUAAGCUGGAAAAAAAAAGUGUAUAAGUUGAUUGUUUAAAUACUACUACAAAAUUUACUAGAGUAGCACAAA
This is a messenger RNA of Hydra vulgaris (swiftwater hydra), 1272 nucleotides long. RefSeq lists its product as uncharacterized. Lineage: Eukaryota; Metazoa; Cnidaria; Hydrozoa; Anthoathecata; Hydridae. The record is from RefSeq and is a predicted model, not a curated record. Gene Ontology annotation, molecular function: protein binding.